AUGAGCUCCUCACGCUGGCGAUCGGAGCCCCAGCUGCAAAACUCUCAAUCAUGGAAUCGUCGCAAUGUGGAAACCAAAACCAAUAUUAAUCAAAUCCUGGGUGCAAGCCCACUACGAGAAGAUGACAAGUCCUAUCUCAAACCCACCAAUGCAGCUCAUGACGAUGCAUCGACCAUCCUUGCUCCCUCUCGCCAUGGUUCUUUGGACAAGGCUGACAUUCAUCAUCAACAUCACAACAACCAGUAUCCAUCUAUGGGAUCUCAACAAUUCAAGGGCAAGAUCAAACCCAAGACAUCAUCUGGAACUAUGAAAUCCAGCGACACCUUGCAGGAUUCCAAGACCCGGUACUCCAAAUCUAUUGAGAAAUUAUACGAGGUUCGAGAACGGGCACGUCAGCAGACCAAGGAUGCGAUAUGGGAGUCUGAUUUGAGACUUGGUGCAAGAGUUGUGAGAUCUGAGACGGAUUUGGUUAAUGAGAAGUUUGAGGCUGAGUUUCCGAGGACGAGUUUGUAUAUCAGAGACCUGCAGUUGAACGGACUAAGUUUCCUCAAAUCGAAAUUGGACGUUGGGUUUAGCAAAUUCUCGACCAAGCUUGUUCACAAGUUUGCAAAGAACUCUGGAGAUGUCUUUCCAAUGGUUGCGGAAUACUUGCAAGACUAUACGUCGUCCAUUAAGGCCUACCUUCAGAGUGACUUUUUCCGUAAACGAGAAAUCCUCAUUGACAGGUUUGCGAUGGACUUUGGCACUCUCGAAGAAGAAAACGCCUUGUUAAAAGACGUACUAGCGCAUGGAGAAGCAGCUGGAAAGCCUAUAGAGGUGCUCAUAAAACAGGCAGUUGGUGGGGUUCGACAGGCUCGCUCGGGACCUCUAAAUACUGCCAGCAAGAGUACGAGUGCUCCAGAGGAACCAGUUUCUGUGCAGAUAGCGGUAGCAGCCGAAGUCGGACCACCGAAGCCGAAAAAACGUGGUGUAAAGUUCGCUGCAGAGGAUUCCUUUGAAGACGACGCGAAAACAAAACCACAACCAAUGCCAACAACGAACUCUUCUGUUCAAACAGAGUACUUUGGCGUGGAAGUCCAAGUGCAGUCUGAAGCACCUGUAGUAGCUGACGUUGGAAUCCAGGUCGAGGUGCCAAAUAAGGAAAUCGCAAGGCUCAAAGAAGCACUAGACAAUCUGAAUAAGCUGCAUGCUAAAACUGUGUCGCGUCAUGAAGAAGAUGUCGCCUCUCUUCAAAGCAACUCCAAGAGAAUCGAAGAGUCCUUUACACACUCGUUGGAACACCGUCGAUGCAGAAUUUUAGGCUUAGAGGCUGACCUAGCUGACAGCCAACAGCAGCUUCGAGAACAGCACUUGUCUUUCGAGUCUAGACUUUCCGAGUCGAGACAAGUAUGGGAAGAGGAGAGGAAAAUGUAUUUGGAGACACAGUCUGCAUUUGCUACUGAGAAGGAGAAUAUGAGAGCUCAAGGUGGCGAAGAACUCAUCGCAGCGAUGGAGAAUGUUGAGGAGUUACAAGCUCGCAUUGCUACUAUGGAAUCACCAUCAAGGUCUCCUUCGGUUCCAGCAUCCGUUGAACAACCAAAUCAACAUGAUGCAACACGUCAUCCAAUUACGGAAGGCAACCAACCAAAUCACACUCAAACUGUCUGCGUGGAGUCGAAUACUGUUCAGUUGGAUAUGACAACGCGAAAAUCCGCAUUUGACCAACCGACAAGGAAAACCAAAGUUGCACCACGCAGCAGCAAAGCUGUUCCAACCUCAAAUAACCAGGCAACACCAGAAAAUGUUACCGUAACCGCGACUGAUACAAGAAUCGGAUCCAACUCUCCAACUCUGAUACCGAAGGACUUUGUCAUAAUACCUCAACUUGAUGCCAAAGUGCAAGAGGAGAGAUCUUUACGAGAGGCUGCUGAACAACGAAUCGCGCAUCUCGAAAUGGAAAUAGAGAGACUCACAUUUGAAUCACAAAAAUCCAUAACGGAGCACUUUGAGCAAUCUCAAACCUUCAAGGCUCAGUAUCAAGGUGUUUUGGAACUGCUUAAUGUGGAAAAGCAGGAAUGGAAUGCCGAGAGAAGUGAAAUGCAAUACUCCUUAAACCAAUAUCAAACAUAUGUCAAGGAGCUCGAAGAUCAAGUGCGAGCUCUCAUACAAGGAGAUGGUGACAAGGAACCCGAAUUUUCACUCUCUGAUGAAUAUGACCAAUAUCUACGAGACAAGACCUCAUCAAACACGUUAAAGAUUGGACUCUUCGAACAAGAAAACAACCGACUGAGAAACCUCAGACUGCAGAGGACCAACAUGGUGGCUGCAAACACGAGUGAUGAUGAUCUCACGACCGCUCCAACCAGUCGUUCUCAAAGUGCCAAGUCACGAACCAAUGGACUUUUGGCAGCAGGUGUGGAGGAGUAUAAACGUCAACGUGUAUUGACAAAGACUCAGCAGCUGGAACUAGACGCUCGAUAUGUUGCUGCUAAUGAACGAGCUCCAGCAUUUGCAGAACUAGCUCCUCCUCCAAUACAGCACUCGCAAACAAGACGUAUUGGAGAACCCGUCGUGUUGCUCCUUCCUUCUCACCACCUACCGAUUGACUCCACCAGCUUCCCAUACGAAGAGCUUCGAAAGUAUGCCAUUCCUCGCGCUGCCGAGAAGCAACAUUUGGCUGUCCGAAGUGCUAUAGAUGAUGAAUUCAGACGAAUACGACCUGGAACUGGGGGCACGACAAGGUCUUCUGUCAGAUGGGCAGAUACUUCUAAUGACGACGAUAAUGAAUCCUCUUGGUCGAAAUCAAGACCCGUGUCAGCGUCUACGUUUGGACCAUCGUCUUCAAGAGCAGCUUCUGCAACACCGUAUCGAGACCCAUCAAUGUAUCGAGAAUCGUCACGGAAUAAAGUGCUUCUAACAGAUGUGAUGAAUAAUGGGAACGGUACACUGCUGUUGAGUAGAAGAGCGCAAUCGGCUGGGACAAAUCGCAACACAAGUCGCAAAGCAUGGUCAUAA
Synchytrium microbalum is the source of this 2994-nucleotide messenger RNA. RefSeq lists its product as uncharacterized. Lineage: Eukaryota; Fungi; Chytridiomycota; Chytridiomycetes; Synchytriales; Synchytriaceae. The record is from RefSeq and is a predicted model, not a curated record. The transcript has 8 exons. Bases 1 to 2994 code for a protein of 997 amino acids.